Molecule: messenger RNA, 2676 nt
Organism: Syzygium oleosum
Lineage: Eukaryota; Viridiplantae; Streptophyta; Magnoliopsida; Myrtales; Myrtaceae
Product: protein MICRORCHIDIA 7
Exons: 19
Cellular component (GO): nucleus
Molecular function (GO): ATP hydrolysis activity
Source: RefSeq, a predicted model, not a curated record
CACUCUCCGCUUCUGCAGCGAAUCUCGCAGCCCUAGAAGAAGCUGUUACACUCACGGCAGCGGACCAACACCGGCUUCCUUUCUCCGAUGGACUCCAUCGUCAAGCGUGAGCCUGACGAGUUCGCACGGACGCGGAGCGACCGAAGGCCGAUCAUCACGCCGAUUUACAUCACCAGCAGCGGCGACGACGGCGACGGCGACGGCGACGACAGCGGAUGCAGCGAUCGCAGCACCGGCGACGGCCGGUGCACACGAGCCACCGCUCCGGAGCACCGGAAGACGAGGAGCCUGAAGGAGAUAGACCGUGACUUGGCGCUGAAGAAACCGAAGCUUGACGAGGAAGCCGUCCACGUCGCGGUCCCGGUCGAUUUCCUCGCUCCGCUGCCGCCGUGCUCGCCCGUGGAGGUUGCCGAUGGCGACCGGGCGGCUCGGGCUCGUGCCAACCGCAGGCAGUUCUGGAAGGCUGGGGAUUACGAGGGGGAGAGCAAUCGCGACGUCCUUGCUUCUCGCGAUGUUGGCAUGGAUCGUGUCAGAGUCCAUCCCAAGUUUCUCCAUUCCAAUGCAACCAGCCAUAAAUGGGCUCUAGGAGCAUUUUGAUUUGCGGCUUUUGCGGAGCUUCUUGACAACGCUUUAGAUGAGGUUUGCAAUGGAGCCACUUAUGUUCACAUCGAUUUGUUGGAAAAUAAAAGGAAGAAUUUGACAGUCUUGGUGAUUGAAGAUAAUGGUGGAGGGAUGACUCCUGACAAAAUGAGGCAGUGCAUGUCUCUUGGAUAUUCUGCCAAAAGCAAAGCUGCAAACACGAUUGGUCAAUAUGGAAAUGGGUUCAAGACGAGUACCAUGAGGCUGGGAGCAGAUGUGAUUGUCUUCUCACGUAGUGGGAAAUUCAGAGGAAUGAGCGCAUCACAAAGCAUUGGAAUGUUGUCCUACACAUUUCUAAGGGCAACUGGGAAGGAAGAUAUAAUUGUUCCUAUUGUUGAUUAUGAGAAAAAGGGACAAGAAUGGGGCAAGAUACUCAGAUCUUCUACAGAUGAUUGGAAUAGAAACUUUGGAACCAUUUUGCAUUGGUCACCAUUUGAAAGUGAGGAAGAACUUCUUCAGCAGUUCAAUUCGUUACAAAAUCAAGGUACACGCAUAAUGAUAUAUAAUCUCUGGGAAGAUGAUGACGGACAGCUGGAACUCAAUUUUGAUACCGAUCCCCAUGAUAUUCAAAUCAGGGGAGUAAAUCUGGAAGAGAAGAAAAUAAAGAUGGCUAAACAGUUUCCUAACUCAAGACAUUUUCUGACUUAUCGACAUUCGUUGAGGAGUUAUGCAUCAAUCCUCUAUCUCAGGCUGCCACCUGAUUUCAGGAUUAUUUUGCGUGGGGAAGAUGUUAAACACCACAACCUUGUGAAGGACAUGAUGCUGAGCCAGAAGAUAACAUACAAGCCUUCAAAUGUUGCUGAGAGUGCGCAUAACGAUUCAAAUAUGGUUGCCAAUGUGACCAUUGGCUUUGUGAAGGAUGCUUCCUUUCACAUCGAUGUUCAAGGUUUCAAUGUUUACCAUAAGAAUCGACUUAUUAAGCCCUUCUGGAGGGUUUGGAAUGCUUCUGGAAGUGACGGCCGCGGGGUUAUAGGUGUAUUGGAAGCGAACUUCAUUGAACCUGCUCAUGACAAACAAGACUUUGAGCGCACAAUAGUGCUUUCAAGACUAGAGGCACGCCUGGUGGUGAUGCAGAGAAAUUACUGGAACACAAAUUGCCAUCAUAUUGGUUAUGCAGCAACGCGACCAUCAAAGAAACCAGUUUCUUCCCAAACAGAAGGCUCUAAUAAAAGUAAAUCAUGUUCCUCGUCUGUAGGGAAGGGGAGUGGAGUAAUCAGUCCAUGUUCUAGGUUGAAGCAGAAUGUGAAGCAGGAGGAGGCAUCUAUGGAUUUGGAUGAAUCAAGUGAGGAUAGAAGUUCUUACAAGGUUUCCCGAGCUAAUGUUAAUGGCCAAAAAUCUUCGGCAUGUAAUUUCAAAAUUGGUCCCUUGGGAAGAGCUUCACAAACAACGGAUGGUAUCAGAAACAGCGAUGCUCGUGUUUCUGCUUGCCAAACAGACAUGUUAGUCAGGUUGAAAGAAGAGAACCGGGAUUUAAAGCAAAGAUUGAAAGAAAAAAGGGGAUUGGAUACAAUCGAUUUGCUGCACCAGUUGCAGGUGGAGAGAGACAGACGCAAAUCACUUGAAACAAAACUUCAGGAAAGAGGAAAAAAAAUAGUAGAGGUAGACAAGGAGCAAACGGCACUAAUAAACAUCCUUGUGGAGGAAAGGAUCCAGGGAGAACGGGUGGAGGACGAACUCAGGGAGGAAUUGACGGCUUCAUCUAGUACGAUUGAUCAACUGCUCCAUAGGGUAAGGCAGUUACGAGACAUGAAGGUCUUGAUUGGCAAAGUCGAACGCUGAAGCACAGAUUACAGGCGAGAAGCUCGUUGGAUUCGACGAUGACAUAGUAUGAGCUCUUGCUUAUGGAAGGAUUUCCGACAACCGUGAAAUCGCAGGACCAUACAUCCAUUAAUUUCAUGAGUAAGGCUUCAAGUUUAUCUGAUGGACAGAGGUAUAUAUUAGUUUUUGUUCAGUCCUGUAGUCAGUGUUUCUCCAAGUACAUUACAAUCAAAACAAGGUUAGACGGAGGUUAUACUUAUACAAACGUGAGCCCCAAAA